AUGACUUCAUUGGUGAAAAGUAACGUUGAUGAAAGCCAAAAGCUGAAGGGAACUGUGGUGUUAGUGCAAAAGAAUGUGCUGAGCUUUAAUGCCCCCGCUGCAGCUCAAAGCUUUGGUGGUAUCAUCGGAAGAACCAUCGAUAUUAGUGGUGAUAUCGAUGGUUCUAUAGUUGAUCCCGCCACUUCAUUCUUGGGAAAUUCGGUGGCUCUCAGAUUGAUUAGUGCUACAAAGGAUGAUGGAAAUGGGCAAGGAAAAGUGGGAAAGCAGACAUUUUUGGAAGGUGUUCUCACUUCCAUACCAACUUUGGAAGACAAACAAACUGCUUAUAGUAUUCAUUUUGAAUGGGACCAUAAUAACAUGGGAGUUCCAGGAGCUUUUUAUAUUGAGAAUUUUAAGCAAGAUGAAUUCUUCCUUGUGAGUUUGACACUUGAGGAUGUUCCAAAUCAUGGAACCUUAAACUUUGUUUGCAACUCAUGGGUUUACAAUGUUGUAAAGUACAAAACUGACCGCAUCUUCUUCACCAAUAAGACAUACCUUCCAAGUGAAACACCGCUUCCAUUAGUGUACUAUAGACACGAAGAAUUGAAGACUUUAAGAGGAGAUGGAACUGGAGAGCGCAAGGUGUGGGAAAGAAUAUAUGAUUAUGAUGUCUACAAUGAUUUGGGCGAGCCAGACAAAGAUGCUACCUUGGCUCGUCCAGUUCUUGGGGGAUCAAGCACCAUGCCUUACCCUCGAAGGGGAAGAACAGGCAGAGAACCAACCAAGGAAGAUCCAAAGACGGAGAGUAGGAGUGGAUAUUUUUACAUUCCAAGAGAUGAAUUACUUGGCCACACGGAAUCCUCAAACUUUCUUGUUGACAUACUAAAAUCAGUAUCUCAAAAUGCCAUACCUCAAUUAAAAUCUCUAGGUACAUUGAGAGAAGAUCAACCUGAGUUUAACUCCUUCGAAGAUGUACUCUCACUCUUUUAUGGUGAAUCAAGUGUUUUUUCAGUACCAAAAGUGAUUGAAGUGGAUCAUUCGGCAUGGAUGACUGAUGAGGAAUUUGCAAGAGAGAUGAUUGCUGGUGUGAAUCCAAACGUCAUCACAAAAGUUCUGGAGUUUCCACCAAAGAGCAAGGUAGAUAGAAAACUCUAUGGUGACAAUACCACCACAAUAACUAAAGAACAGUUAGAGCGAAACAUGGGCGAGGUCAAUGUAGAACAGGCUAUCCAAGACAAUAGAUUGUACAUACUUGAUCAUCAUGAUGCAAUAAUGCCAUAUUUGGGGAAGAUCAAUGCAACUGGGGCAAAGGCAUAUGCUACAAGGACCUUUCUUUUUUUGCAAGAUGAUGGAACUUUGAAGCCAUUGGCCGUUGAGCUAAGUAAGCCAAAUCUUCAAGGUGAUAGUCUUGGUCCUGUUAGUAGUGUUUAUUUGCCUGCAACUGAACGUGUUGAAACUUCACUUUGGCUCCUUUCCAAGGCUUACGUUGUUGUAAAUGACGCAUGUUAUCACGAGCUUAUCAGCCAUUGGUUGAAAACUCAUGCUGUUGUUGAGCCAUUCAUCAUAGCAACAAAUAGGCAUCUUAGUGUGGUUCAUCCUAUUCAAAAACUAUUACUUCCACACUACCGUAACACAAUGAACAUAAAUUCCGGUGCACGAAAAGCUUUGAUCAAUGCAGGAGGCACUAUAGAGUCAACAUACUUGUUAGGAGCUUAUAGUAUGGAAAUGUCUGCUGAUGUUUACAAAGAUUGGGUUUUCACUGAACAAGGGCUACCUAGUGAUCUAAUCAAAAGAGGAGUCGCUAUUGAGGAUUCAUCUUCUCCAUAUGGUCUCCGCCUUCUGAUAGAGGACUACCCUUAUGCUUCUGAUGGACUAGAGAUAUGGGGUGCUAUUAAGUCUUGGGUUGAAGACUAUGUGAAUUUCUACUACAAGUCAGAUGCAACUAUUGUACAAGAUUCUGAACUCCAAGCAUUCUGGAAAGAACUCGUAGAAGUGGGCCAUGGUGACUUGAAGAAUGCAACAUGGUGGUUUAAAAUGCAAACUCGUGAAGAGCUGAUUGAAGCUUGUACCAUCCUUAUAUGGAUUACUUCAACACUUCAUGCAUCUGUUAAUUUUGGACAAUAUCCUUACGGAGGAUACAUUGUUAACCGGCCAACUAAGAGCAGAAGAUUUAUGCCUAAGAAAGGAUCUCCUGAGUAUGAUGAGCUUAUUAAUGACUAUGAGAAGGUGUAUUUGAGUACAAUCACACCAAAGAAUGAGGCCCUUUUGAACAUGACCGUUUUGGAGCUAUUGUCAACGCAUGUUUCUGAUGAGCAAUACCUCGGACAGAGAAUUGAAGGUGAUCUUUGGACUUCUGAUUCACAACCAAUAGAGGCCUACAAGAGGUUUGGAGCAAAGUUGGCAGAAAUUGAGAAAAAUCUCAUUGAAAAGAACAAUGAUGAGUUAUUGACAAACCGAUAUGGACCUGUGAAGAUGCCAUACACUAUACUUUAUCCUUCCAGUGAAGCUGGAUUGACUUUUAGAGGCAUUCCCAACAGUAUCUCCAUCUAA
Molecule: messenger RNA, 2529 nt
Organism: Vicia faba (fava bean)
Lineage: Eukaryota; Viridiplantae; Streptophyta; Magnoliopsida; Fabales; Fabaceae
Source: the annotation of a GenBank genome assembly